ACGAAAACGAAGAAGCAAAGGAGAGUUGCUUCUGUACCUAUUCUUUCCUUCACUUCCGUUCUCAUCUUCUCUUCUUCUUCUUCGUCGUCGUCGUCUGCUGUGUGUAUCGUAGGCAGGAAGGGGAAAGAUGGAGGUGGUCGAGGGCGUGGCUUCUGGUCUGGAAUUGACGGAAUCCGAGAGGCUAGCCGGAAUUGCGAUGGAUUUUCCGGCGGGGGAUUCAGUGGCCGAGACGUCUUCUCCGUCUUUCCCGCUGAAGUUGCCUCGGAGGUUCCGGAAACGGCUUCUUCAAAGCAAGAGCCCUUCAACCGCAGAAGAAAUUGAAGCCAAGCUCAAGGAAGCUGGUCUCCGUAGACAGCAAUUCCAUGAGUGGUUGUCAAGAAAGGCUCGUCCAAAGCCAAGAAGUCCGUCAUGGUCUUCGUCUCAAGACGAAGACUUGGGGCAGCGCCUUGAAGCAAAGCUCUAUGCCGCUGAACAGAAAAGAUUGAGCAUUCUAGCAAAGGCUCAGAUGCGCCUAGCGAGGUUGGACAGUCUGCGACAAGCAGCUAAAACAGGGGUAGAAAUGCGUUUUGAGAAGGAGAGGGAGGAGCUUGGGACAAAAGUAGAAUCCCGAGUUCAGCAGGCAGAGGCUAAUCGGAUGCUUCUCAUGAAGGCUUACAAGCAACGAAGAGAUGCAGCAAAGGAGCGAACAGCUCAGUCAUUAUUGCGAAGAAAGGUUCAGGAGAGCAAGUAUAAGGAAUGUGUGCAUGCUGCAAUUUCCCAAAAGCGUGCAGCUGCUGAGGAGAAGCGAUUGGGAUUGUUGGAAGCAGAGAAGACAAAGGCACAUGCAAGGGUCUUGCAAGUUCGAAGGGUAGCUAAAUCUGUCUAUCACCAACGAGAGGUUGAAAGAAGAAUAUUGAAGGACAAGUUGGAAGAUCGCCUUCAGAGGGCUAAGAGACGGAGGGCAGAAUAUUUGAGACAAAGAGGAAAUUUCCAUGGUUCUGUUCGCAUUAAUUGGAACAUGAUGUACAAGCAAGGGGAUUCCCUGUCGAGAAAGUUGGCGAGGUGUUGGAGACAGUUCCUAAAGCUGAGGAGAACUACUUUUUCGUUGACAAAAGCUUAUGAAGCCUUAGAAAUUAACGAAAAAUCUGUGAAGUUAAUGCCAUUUGAGCAGCUUGCUUGGCGGAUCGAGUCGCCCACAACCCUUCAGACUGUGAAAGCUUUACUUGAUCGAUUCGAGAGCCGAUUCACUGUCUCACAUGCUACUUCAUCCAGUUUGGAAAACAUUGAUCACCUACUCAGACGCCUUGGUUCCCCACUCCGCAGGAGUUCACGUGGUAACGCAUCCAAGGCCAAAGGGCCAAAGAAAGUGGUGUCCAGUACAGAAGCAGUUAAAAGUCUAGUUAAGUUGUCAAGAUAUCCAGUGAGAGUAGUGCUCUGUGCUUACAUGAUUUUGGGCCAUCCAGAUGCAGUUUUCAGUGGGCAGGGCAAGCGUGAGAUUGCACUUUCUGAGUCUGCAGCAAAUUUCGUCCGAGAGUUUGAAUUGUUGACCAAGAUUGUAUUGGAUAGCCCCAUACAGAGCUCUCUUGAGUCUGCCCCUGCAUUGCCAGGUCGGCGUACCUUCAGAUCCCAGCUUGCAGCUUUUGAUGCUGCUUGGUGCUCUUACCUAUAUUGUUUUGUGGUGUGGAAGGUUAAGGAUGCUAGGUCACUAGAGGAUGAUUUAGUGAGAGUUGCAUGCCAGCUAGAGCUCUCUAUGAUGCAGAAAUGCAAGAUAACUCCACAAGGAGAUAAUGGUGACCUUACACAUGAUAUGAAGGCUAUUCAAAAGCAGGUCACUGAAGAUCAGAGACUUCUGCGAGAAAAAGUACUGCAUCUUAGUGGCGAUGCUGGAAUAGAUCGUAUGGAAAGUGCUCUUUCUGACACACGGUCUAGAUUUUUUGAAGCAAAGGGGAAUGGGAGCCAGUCAUUGUCACCAAUUGUUCAUAUUCCAUCCCCAAGUUUAUCCAGCUCUUCAGCUGAGUCUUCCUUUUCUGUUUCAGAUGAAGGAAGUAAGCCAGUUGAGAGGCCUGGCCAUGUUGUCCGGUCGUUAUUUAAGAAGGAUGCUUCUUCCCCACCUAAAGAAAUUAAAUACUCUACUCCUGUCAGAAGUGUGGUAGAUUGUCAAUCAGGUAGUUCUAGUGAAAAUUUGAUCAUUGAGAAUGAACUGCUUGUAAAUGAAAUCGUCCAUGAGCACCGUCAUGCUUUUGCUGAUAGUUUAAAUAAUGAAGAUCAAAAUGGUGCCCAGGUAAAAAUUAGAGAGACAAUGGAGAAUGCUUUUUGGGAUGGUAUCAUAGAGUCUAUGAAGCAGGAUGAGCCCAACUAUAGCCGGGUAGUUAACCUCAUGAAGGAAGUGAGGGAUGAACUGUGUGAGAUGGUUCCCCAUCCCUGGAGACAAGAGAUUCUUCAAGCCAUUGAUCUUGAUAUUUUCUUGGAGGUGCUGAAGUCAGGAAAUCAUGACAUGGAUUAUCUUGGAAAGAUCAUGGAGUUUGCAUUAGCCACUCUGCUGAAGCUUUCUGCUCCAGCUGUUGAGGAUGAGAUGAAGAAGACUCACAAAAAGUUUUUGAAGGAAUUAAAUGAGAUCUCCCAUGCUGGAGAAAAAUCAAAUGCUUUAUUUGCCAUUGUAAUGGUUAAGGGUUUGCGUUUUGUGAUGGAGCAGAUUCAGGAACUCAAGAGAGAAAUUAGCAAAGCACGUAUAAGAAUCAUGGAACCUCUCAUAAAGGGUCCAGCUGGCUUAGAAUACCUGAAGAAGGCAUUUGCCAACCAUUAUGGGUCACCCUCUGAUGCAUCAACCUCUCUACCAUUGACAGCACACUGGCUUUCAUCUUUAAAGGUUAGUUCAGAGCAGGAAUGGAAUGAUCAUACAAAUUCCUUGUCAGCCUUAACAACAAUCUCCGCAAGUUCUUCUCGAGGACUUCCUUCUGCUGCCCUUAGGACUGGUGGUGGCAGUGUUCUUAUACCAUCAAACAUAAGACAAGAGAUGUCCUUUCCUCUGGCAACAACUACUGCUGUCACAGGUAAUCCACAAUCAGAAUGCAUGGGAGAAAGGAUUGAUCUGUUAGUGAGACUUGGCUUGUUAAAGCUAGUAAAUGGAAUAGAAGGGCUAACGCAGGAGAAUCUACCUGAAACCCUUAAGCUCAAUCUCUUAAGGCUAAGGGCUGUUCAAUCCCAACUUCAAAAGAUUGUUGUAAUUGCUACUAGCAUGUUGGUUUUGCGGCAGACUCUCCUUAGUGAGAAUUUGGUGAGCAAUUCUACUGAUAUGAAGAAAACAAUAUCUGAAUCUGUCAAACAACUCUCUGAUCUCCUGGACCGUGUAGAGGAUGUUGGAAUUGUAGAUAUCAUUGAAACUAUUAGUGGUGUCUUUGAAGGUGGGAACAAUGUCCCAGAUGCAAAGAAUCUCCAACCGAGGAAGGAUAUAAUGGUAACUAUGUUAAGUAAAAGCCUAAGAGCUGGAGAUGCUGUGUUCAUGAAAGUUUCAGAUGCAGUUUACCUGGCGAUGAGAGGAGUGGUGCUUGGAGGAAGUGGAUUACAGGGAAGGAAACUGUCAGAGAUGGCUCUCAGUCGGGUAGGUGCUAUAGAUCUUACCGAUAAGGUAAUUGAAGCAGGGGAGGUACUUGUCGUGGUAGCAGAAGUAUCUGAUUAUGUUCAUAGACCGUGGUAUGCCCACCUAAUUCAAAUUUAACUGUGAUUUGUUCCAGAAGAAAGGAAUGAAACUUUCCUGUUUAUUCCAUUGUACAGAUAUGUACAUUAUGUGUCUUAGGAUAGUUGCAUGUGUAUAGGGAGUUAGUUUUUUUUGUGAAAUAUGAUGAACAGAAGCUGUAAAUAAUAUAUUUAGACUGAAAUAAAGGUUUCUAAGUGUUGGUUGGUUCUCUUUGUGAAAUAUGAUGAACAGAAGCUGUAAAUAAUAUUUAGACUUAAAUAAAGGUUUUCCUUGCUCUA
Nelumbo nucifera (sacred lotus) is the source of this 3951-nucleotide messenger RNA. RefSeq lists its product as uncharacterized. Gene Ontology annotation, biological process: signal transduction. The record is from RefSeq and is a predicted model, not a curated record. Lineage: Eukaryota; Viridiplantae; Streptophyta; Magnoliopsida; Proteales; Nelumbonaceae.